Molecule: messenger RNA, 760 nt
Organism: Armigeres subalbatus
Lineage: Eukaryota; Metazoa; Arthropoda; Insecta; Diptera; Culicidae
Exons: 2
Coding region: 275-622 (115 amino acids)
Source: RefSeq, a predicted model, not a curated record
GGAUCAGAGGAAAGUAUAUGAAACAGAUUAAAUUAGUCAAGUUGUGGUCCUACGCCAAUCCAUUAUUAUUUACAUUCGGUAAAAUGGUCGAAUCCAAAUUUUGACAUGGGUUAGUAAAACCUACCGAUCUGAUUUUUGGCGGUAACGAUCAACGGAGCGAACAAUAGCUCGAGAACAACGAUAGAAGUUCGUGAUGGAGAUAGAAAGAGAAAGAAAGAUUCGGAAGGGGCUUUGAGCAAAGCCCAUUUGAAAUGAGACAUCAGUUUGGUGUAGAAUGUGGUUAGCGACGGACGUCACCCAGUCAGGUGAACCACCGGAUCGGGCCUCGAAAAUGGCCGGCGGAUCACGACAGUACCAUUUACCCAUAUUUGAGUACAAGUGGUUCAUGGGAAUUUUGUGGCUGAUGGCAGCAAAUCCCGAACUAACCGGAACAUCCUUCAGCAGCAGCAUCGGCAGCAGCUUCGUGUCAGUGAGGAAGUUCAGUGUGGAAGUUCUGCCAUUCUGGAAUCCCGAACGAACCGGAACAUCCUUCAGCAGCAGCUACGGGUCAGUGUGGUGUGGUGGAGUAAGCGGUGCGGAACGGCAUGCUAUUAUGGAACUGGUGACAGCUGGCGGAUGGUAACUCUCCCGGACGCAGAUAUGCUGAAUGCUGAAUGAUCCGGUUAAAUAGUUGCGACUGACCGCAUAGAUCUGAAAAAUUUAAAGAUCAUAUAUAAAUCCUAAAUCAUUUUAUUAAACACUAAUCAACUUACGCCUCCAA